GAGUAGUUUUACAUAAGCUGUCUCUAUGUCUCCAGCUCCUUCUGCUUUCUUGUUCUGUUCUGGGCAGUUUUCUUACCACCUUUUCUGUGGUCUCCUGGAUAACCCCACCCACCUGUAUCUGACCUGGCUCAUGGCCUUGCUCAUAGUCCAUCUCUUGCUUGCAAAGGCAGGUCAGUUUGCAGUGAGCAGAGCUUGGGGACUCUCUUCUCCUUUUCUGUCCCAGAGCUUCCCUUCCUUAGUGCAGCUGCUGCAGCCAUAGGCUAGAUGGAGGGAUCACAGAGCUAUCCAAUCACCAGUGCGAUACCCUCUUCCCACAACAGGGCUAGGAGGAUGAGUGAUGAAAUCCCACCAGCAUGGCUGCAGCGUGCUCAGCAGAACCCUGUGAUAAGAUGUCUAACAGUUACAGGGUGGCUGUUUUGAGGUUAAGAGGCUGGGAGCCCACAGGAAGUGACUUAGUGCUGAGCUGAUGCAGCUUUGUUCAGCACCCGUCCUGACACAGAGACUGCAGCUGGCACUGCUGGGAAUGGCCACAGAGUGCACCGAUCCUUGUAUGGGGGGAACACAGAGCCAGGCCCUGAAUCCAGAUGGGCACUAUGGGGCCUUGGCUUCAGGUAGGUGUGUGCCUUCCUCCGCAUCUGCCUCCUGGAGCCUGCCCCGCUGGAGAGCAUACUUGGCUGCUGCUGUUCUCUGCUAUAUCAACCUUCUGAACUACAUGAACUGGUUCAUCAUCCCAGGAGUGUUACUGGAUGUCCAGAAGUAUUUCCACAUCAGUGACAGCCAUGCUGGUUUGCUGCAGACAGUCUUCAUCGGCUGCCUGCUGGUGUCUGCGCCUGUGUUUGGCUAUCUGGGUGACCGCCACAGCCGCAAGGCCACACUGAGCUUUGGGAUCCUGCUGUGGUCAGGCGCUGGCCUUUCCAGCUCCUUCAUCUCCUACCAGUAUUGCUGGCUCUUCUUCCUGUCCCGUGGGGCCGUGGGCACUGGCGCAGCAAGUUACUCCACCAUUGCACCCACUGUCCUGGGCGACCUCUUCGUGAAGGAUCAGCGGACCUGUGUCCUGGCUGUCUUUUACAUCUUCAUCCCUGUUGGAAGUGGUCUGGGCUACGUGCUAGGGUCAGUUGUGGCGGAGCUGACAGGGAACUGGCGUUGGGCCCUUCGAAUCAUGCCCUGUUUGGAUGCUCUGGCCUUAGUCCUGCUCAUCCUGCUGGUUCCAGACAUACCUCGAGGAGCAGCUGAGAAACAGGGAGAAGUGGCAGUGGGGGCUCCAAGGAGCAGCUGGUGUGAGGAUGUCAGAUACCUGGGGAAAAACCUGAUUUUUGGGGCACUGACUGUCGCAACUGGCAUUAUUGGUGUCAUCCUGGGAGCAGAGGCCUCAAGAAGGUACAAGAAGGUGAACCCCAGGGCUGAGCCCCUCAUCUGUGCUUCCAGUCUAUUUGCCACAGCUCCCUGCCUCUACCUGGCUCUCAUCUUGGCCUCAAGGACCCUCCUGGCCUCCUACGUGUUCCUGGCCCUCGGCGAGCUCCUUCUGUCUUGCAACUGGGCAGUGGUUGCUGAUAUCCUGUUGUCGGUAGUGGUGCCUAGGUGUCGGGGCACAGCAGAGGCACUCCAGAUCACAGUGGCCCACAUCCUGGGAGACGCUGGCAGCCCCUACCUCACUGGACUUAUCUCCAGUGUCCUGCAGACUGGGCGUCCAAACUCCUAUCUGCAGCGCUUCCUCAGCCUGCAACACAGCUUCCUGUGCUGUGUCUUUGCCAUCGUGCUGGGUGGUGGCUGCUUCCUACUGACUGCACUGCACCUGGAAAGAGACCAGGCCCAGGCCAGGCAGUCUGGCAAAGGAACUCUGGGGAGCAAGGAUGUAGCCAGCAGGAACACCGAGCACCAAGGUCUGCUCUCUGGCACCAGCACUCCAGCGAAGAAGCCCAUCUUGCAGUGAGCAGGCACCAUCCUACCAUAUCCUCUUGGUGGCCUCACCCUUCCUGGCUGUGACUCAGGCACCCCAGCUAAGCUACAUUAGCCACUUGUUCAGUCCGUACUAGAGAGCUGCCAGAGCCCAGGAGCCGGAUAGAUUGAGUUGUCACCACCCUCCAGGGAGGCUGAGCCCUGUGUCUGCACCCAGCAGGGAGGCCAGGCCCUUAUUAAAGCAUGAGCAGUGCAAA
Mesocricetus auratus (golden hamster) is the source of this 2153-nucleotide messenger RNA. RefSeq names its product sphingolipid transporter 3 (putative) (gene Spns3). Gene Ontology annotation, biological process: transmembrane transport. NCBI's taxonomy places the organism in Eukaryota, Metazoa, Chordata, Mammalia, Rodentia, Cricetidae. Bases 467 to 1930 code for a protein of 487 amino acids. Gene Ontology annotation, molecular function: transmembrane transporter activity. The record is from RefSeq and is a predicted model, not a curated record. Gene Ontology annotation, cellular component: membrane. The transcript has 11 exons.